CCAGUCGGACUGAAGAUGGCGGCGCGCAGCAGGUUGCCGUUGGCGGCGCGCGGGGGGUUGCUCUUGCCGUUACCGUUGGCGGCGCGCGGGGGGUUGCCGUUGGCGUUACCGUUGGCGGCGCGUGUGAAUAACGGGCGGCGGUUGAGCUGCGGGCGCGCGGCGCUGAGCUCGGCCCCGGCCCCGGUCCCGGUCCCCGCCACCGCCACCGCCAUCUACCCGCCGCUCCUGCCGUCCAGGACCGCCAAAAGCAAGGCGGCUAAACGACGGCGGGAGGAGGAAUUCUACCAGCGGGUUCACGACAGCCCGGUGCCGGCCGACAAGCUGCAGCUGCUCAACAAGCUCCAGCGGCUCAAGUACGUGGUCAGUCCGCAAACCACGGCGAUCGGGGCGGACCGCUGGUACCAACACUUCACCAAGACCGCAUUCGUGCCGGGACUCCCCGCCGCCGGCCUGCCCGCCCCGCUCCCGGCCGCCCAGCUGGCAGAGCUGCGCUCGCUGGUGUCCGAGGCCGUGAUGCAGGAGCAGUUCUACCUGAAGAGGCGGCCGCCUUUCCUGUACCGUGAGCGGGAGCAGACGGCGCUGCCCCUCAUCGGCAACUUGGUGCCGCUGCUCGUCGGCAGCUUGGUCGACCGCAACCCGCUGCUCGGCCUCGCCACUCUGGAUCGUGAACCACAAGUUGGUUUUUACUGGUCUCGGGGUGAACGAACUGUUCCAAAGGGACACCGGAAAAGGAAGGUUGACCCUAUUCGUUUCCAGAUUGAAGACAAACCUUGGUGCCAAAUUCGGGUUCCUCAACAACUCUCUGAGUUUGUGCCAUUGGAAAAUUCAAUCCCUGAAGAUGUUCCUGUUAUUCAUAUGGAACCAAGCCGACUCCCAUUGUUUCAAAGACAAUAUGACAAUAACAUUUUCAUUGGUUCAAAGGUUGCUGAUCCUGCUUGCUAUGGGCAUACGCAGUUUCACUUUGCAUCUGAAAAACUGAGACGAGAAAAACUUGUAAAAGACAAACUGGCUGAUCAAAUUGAAGUGCGUUUACGAGCUGCUGGCAUCGCAAGUCUGUUUGCUUGGACUGGAGCGCAAGCAGCCUAUCAAGGAUUCUGGAGUGAGGCAGAUGUGAUCAGCCCAUUUGUCUCUCAAGCUGUAAUUACAGAUGGGAUUUAUUUCUCCUUCUUUUGCUAUCAGUUGAACACUUUAGCAUUGACGGUUCGGGCAGAUCAGCAUAAUCUCCGAAAGAACAUUUGCUGGGGGACGGAGAGUAUGCGUCUGUAUGAGUCUAUUGAGGGAGAAGAUAUAAAAGGGUUCAAUGAUGAGGUUCUGGACCUUCUUGUUCGGUUUUUGCUCAAUAGACCAAAAUCAGUGGAAAUUAAGAUAAGCUGAAUGUAAAAUCUCUUCUAACUUUGAAUUAAUUUAAAAUGUAUAUUAUAGAUUAUAAUGAACAGCACCACACUUAUGAUUUCAAAAUCUGUAAUUAUGUUCUUUGUAUACUGCCUAAAUAAAUGCUUCAAACUGUAAA
Leucoraja erinaceus (little skate) is the source of this 1510-nucleotide messenger RNA. It is a transcript of the gene mrps30, whose product is annotated as mitochondrial ribosomal protein S30. Gene Ontology annotation, biological process: translation. Gene Ontology annotation, molecular function: structural constituent of ribosome. Lineage: Eukaryota; Metazoa; Chordata; Chondrichthyes; Rajiformes; Rajidae. Gene Ontology annotation, cellular component: mitochondrial large ribosomal subunit; mitochondrion; ribosome. The record is from RefSeq and is a predicted model, not a curated record. The transcript is spliced from 5 exons. Bases 16 to 1374 code for a protein of 452 amino acids.